Messenger RNA from Talaromyces rugulosus, 1359 nucleotides. RefSeq lists its product as uncharacterized. NCBI's taxonomy places the organism in Eukaryota, Fungi, Ascomycota, Eurotiomycetes, Eurotiales, Trichocomaceae. Gene Ontology annotation, molecular function: ATP binding; cyclin-dependent protein serine/threonine kinase activity; RNA polymerase II CTD heptapeptide repeat kinase activity. Gene Ontology annotation, cellular component: mediator complex; nucleus. The record is from RefSeq and is a predicted model, not a curated record. The transcript is spliced from 3 exons. Gene Ontology annotation, biological process: protein phosphorylation. Bases 1 to 1359 code for a protein of 452 amino acids.
AUGAGCCUGACCAACCCGCCUUCAUCUGCCGGCGGGCCUCUGACGACCUCCUCUCUCCGGCCCACUGCCGCGUCCAAUCUGAACCUCAAGAGAACCGUCCAGGCUGCUUUUGAUGGUAAUGCAGACUCCGGACGGUCAGGCAGUGGCUACACAAGCAAAGUCCACGUCAGAGAGCGAUAUCACAUUGUUGGCUUCAUCAGCAGUGGUACAUAUGGCCGUGUCUACAAGGCAGUCGGGAAGAAUGGCAAGAAGGGCGAGUUUGCCAUCAAAAAGUUCAAGCCCGACAAAGAAGGGGAGCUGAUCCAGUAUACGGGUCUGUCGCAGUCUGCAAUUCGAGAAAUGGCCCUGUGCUCCGAACUCAAUCAUCCAAAUGUGGUAGGACUUGAGGAGAUCAUAUUGGAAGAUAAAUGUAUCUUCAUGGUCUUUGAGUAUACCGAGCACGAUCUCCUUCAGAUUAUCCAUCACCACACCCAGCCCCAGCGACAUGCCAUCCCUGCAAAGAUGGUCCGGUCCAUUUUGUUUCAGCUACUGAACGGCUUGCUUUACCUGCAUACGAAUUGGGUGCUUCAUCGGGAUCUGAAACCCGCCAAUAUUUUAGUGACGUCAGCCGGGGCGAUUCGAGUCGGUGAUCUCGGUCUUGCGCGACUCUUCUACAAACCGUUGAAUUCUCUAUUUGCUGGCGACAAAGUCGUGGUCACGAUCUGGUAUCGGGCGCCGGAGCUACUGCUCGGCAGCCGCCACUACACUCCAGCCGUCGACAUGUGGGCACUCGGGUGCAUAUUCGCCGAGCUACUGUCCUUGCGCCCCAUCUUCAAGGGCGAAGAAGCUAAGAUGGAUAGCAAGAAAACGGUACCAUUCCAGCGCAAUCAGAUGAUGAAAAUAGUCGAAAUAUUGGGCUUUCCUCGACAAGAAACCUGGCCGGGACUGGCCGCCAUGCCCGAGUACAACCAACUCCAGUCAAUGAUGCAGUCGAUGAAAAUGUCAUCUAGGGGAGGUAUGCAUUAUAACAAGCCAUCCAGUCUGGACACGUGGUACAACCAAUGCUUGAAGAAUGGCGGUUAUUCGUCGAGCAAUAAAACAGGCAGCCCCGGCGCUGACGGGUUUGACCUGUUAUCACGUCUACUCGAAUACGAUCCAACAAAAAGAAUCACUGCAGAAGAGGCUCUAGACCACCCAUACUUCACCAACGGCGGGCCCAUCAGUGCUAAUUGCUUCGAGGGUUGUGAAAACAAAUAUCCCACCCGUCGAGUCACCCAGGAUGACAAUGAUCUCCGUAACGGCAGCCUUCCUGGCACUAAACGCAGCGGCCUGCCUGAUGAUUCCCUGCUUGGCCGAGCAGCCAAGCGUCUCAAAGAAUGA